UUAGCACCAAAUCAAGUUACCUUCUGGUCCUGGAGCUUGAAACAGUCGCCAUUUGUGCCAUCACCAGAAGGCGGUGUAACUGAAAAAACUUGAAGCAUUCUCCAUUUGUGCCAUCACCAGAAGGGCGGUGGAAGCUGUUAACUACGUGGAGCAAGGAGCAGGUGGUUUCGUUCCAAUAUGAUGAUGAGGUUUGCACGUACAAUUCAUCGCGGCAGCAGAAUUCAUAGCCAUCGUUCUUCAUUCUUACUCUCAAACGCUUUACGUUGCAACAAUCACUCCCCCGCUGAUCUUCUACGCCGCGAGAUGAGUACGGAGACGGAAAGUAUUGUUGCUCGGCUCAAGAGUUCUGGUUUAUUUCAAACGAAAGGUCUUAUUGGAGGGAAAUGGACCGAUGCGUAUGAUGGGAGGACUAUCGAGGUUAACAAUCCUGCUAGUGGGGAUGUUAUAACUUCUGUUGCAUGCAUGGGUGAGAGGGAAACACAAGAUGCAAUUUCUUCAGCCUAUGAAGCUUUUAGACAUUGGAGCAAGCUUACUGCUGCUGACAGGAGUGGUCGUCUACGUAAUUGGUAUAACUUACUGAUGGCACAUAAAGAAGAGCUUGGACAACUUAUAACUUUGGAGCAAGGGAAACCUCUAAAAGAAGCCAUUGGGGAGGUCACAUAUGGGGCUACUUUCAUUGAGUUCUUUGCAGAGGAGGCAAAACGUGUUUAUGGUGACAUAAUUCCAUCAGCACUGCCUGAUCGCCGCCUGUUUGUUCUAAAGCAGCCUGUUGGUGUGGUUGGUGCUGUCACUCCGUGGAAUUUCCCCUUGGCAAUGAUUACUCGGAAGGUUGGCCCUGCUCUUGCCUGUGGCUGUACUGUGGUCAUAAAGCCUUCCGAGCUUACACCAUUGACUGCCUUAGCAGCAGCUGAGCUUGCCCUUCAAUCUGGAAUUCCACCAGGGGUCUUGAAUGUGGUCAUGGGAGAUGCUCCUACUAUCGGAACAUCUUUAAUGGAGAGCCCGCAGGUAAGGAAGAUAACGUUUACUGGUUCAACAGCUGUUGGAAAGAAAUUGAUGGCUGGUGCAGCCGAGACUGUAAAAAAGGUAUCUCUUGAACUUGGUGGGAAUGCACCUUGCAUAAUCUUCGAUGAUGCAGACCUGGAAGUGGCACUGAAAGGGAGUUUGGCAACCAAAUUCCGUAACAGUGGACAAACAUGUGUAUGUGCAAAUAGAAUACUUGUACAAGAAGGCAUAUAUGAGAAAUUCACAAAUGCCUUCUCAAAGGCUGUUCAGAACCUUAAAGUUGGCAAUGGUUUUGAUGAAGGUGUGGCUCUGGGACCACUUAUCAAUGAGGCUGCUGUACAGAAGGUUGAAUCAUUUUUGCAAGAUGCUAUUUCAAAGGGAGCCAAAACUCUUCUCGGUGGUAGGAGGCAUAGCCUUGGCAUGACUUUUUAUGAGCCUACGGUUAUCGGUGAUGUCAAGAAUGAGAUGCUCAUAGCAAGACAGGAAGUAUUUGGACCUGUUGCACCUGUUUUACGGUUUAAAACUGAAGAAGAAGCCAUACAGAUUGCUAAUGACACUAAUGCAGGAUUAGCUGCUUACGUAUUCACAAACAGCAUUCAACGUUCAUGGCGUGUUUCUGAAGCUCUUGAAUACGGUAUUGUUGGAGUCAACGAAGGAUUGGUUUCUACAGAGGUGGCUCCGUUCGGAGGUUUUAAGCAGUCUGGUCUAGGACGCGAAGGUUCCAAAUAUGGAUUGGACGAGUAUCUUGAAAUCAAGUACAUUUGUAUGGGAAACAUGGGCUAAUUCGGGUUCUCUACCGAACUUGAAGCUGUUUUUUCACAUGAUGUAAUAAAAUUAUGAAGAAAAAAGCAACAAAAAAUGAAAGGCUUUCGGGAAAUGAUGGUAACAUGGUUUGAGGUUUUUUUUGUUUGUAGAGCGGAGAGUUUGUAAUUUAUCGUUCUUUCUUUUGGUAUGAAUUCCAUGUUCUUUAUCAUCUAAAAUAAAUGGAAUCUGGUUUCCUUUUUCUUUGACAAAACAUUAGUUCAAUAAAUAACAGGAGUCAUGGUUCA
Molecule: messenger RNA, 2051 nt
Organism: Cynara cardunculus var. scolymus (artichoke)
Lineage: Eukaryota; Viridiplantae; Streptophyta; Magnoliopsida; Asterales; Asteraceae
Product: succinate-semialdehyde dehydrogenase, mitochondrial
Exons: 20
Coding region: 178-1785 (535 amino acids)
Biological process (GO): GABA catabolic process
Molecular function (GO): succinate-semialdehyde dehydrogenase (NAD+) activity
Source: RefSeq, a predicted model, not a curated record